AUGUUAGACCCGGAGGGCAGUGCGGAGCCCCAGAGCGCCGAGCCCAAAGUGCCUUCUUCUUCCCCCAAAGCCUUGCUCGUCCUCCUAGCCAUGCUCGUCGUUCUAGGAGCGUGGCUCUGGCUCGCCUUUUCUGCCUCCGAGCAGAAAGAGACCGACUUCUACUCCUUUAAAGUGGUGAAUAUCCGAGGGAAGCUGGUCUCUCUGGAGAAAUACAGAGGCGCGGCAUCCUUAGUUGUCAAUGUUGCAAGUGAGUGCGGCUACACCGACAUCCAUUACAAAGCCCUACAGCAGCUACAGAGAGAACUGGGCCCUUAUCAUUUUAAUGUGCUCGCAUUCCCAUGUAAUCAGUUUGGGCAGCAAGAACCAGACAGCAACAAAGAAAUUGAGAGUUUUGCUCGAAAAACAUAUGGAGUCUCCUUCCCCAUGUUCAGCAAGAUUGCAGUGACGGGCACUGGUGCGAAUCCAGCCUUCAAAUAUUUAGUUGAAUCCACUGGUGAGGAGCCAACCUGGAACUUCUGGAAGUACUUAGUAAAUCCCAGUGGAAAAGUGGUAAAAGCUUGGGAUUCUACUGUCACUGUUGAAGAAAUAAAACCUUACGUCACUGAACUUAUCAGAGAUAUCAUCCGGAAGAAAAAAGAUGAACUGUGA
Euleptes europaea (tarantolino) is the source of this 648-nucleotide messenger RNA. It is a transcript of the gene GPX7, whose product is annotated as glutathione peroxidase 7. Gene Ontology annotation, biological process: response to oxidative stress. The transcript has 3 exons. Bases 1 to 648 code for a protein of 215 amino acids. Gene Ontology annotation, molecular function: glutathione peroxidase activity. NCBI's taxonomy places the organism in Eukaryota, Metazoa, Chordata, Lepidosauria, Squamata, Sphaerodactylidae. The record is from RefSeq and is a predicted model, not a curated record.